CCGGCACCAGGGGGUUACGGAAGCAGCUGUCAUGAUGCUGGGGUCCUUGGUGUUGCAGAGAACCAUGCGGGUGCCGCGGCUCCUCCCCCAGCUGCUCCGGUCCCAGUCGCUCCGCAGUCAUAGCGGCGUCUUAGGCCGGAGCGUUACCCUCCACGACCGCGGGGAGCCUCAGUGGCUGAAAGCGGCCGCCUGGGGGCGCCCCGGAGCAUCGUCGGCCUUGCUCCCCGGACCAGGGGCAUCCAGCCGGGGGCGCCGGCCGCCGCGCACCGGCAUCUCGUGCUUGGCUGCCUCCACGUGGGGUCACCGUACCUGCCCCGAAGACGAAGAAACACUCUCAGAACAGGACAGCUGGAAUGGGGCCCCCCACAGGACCGGCCUGGGCAUAUGGGCCCUGGCCACUGCGCUGGUGGUUCACUGCUACAGCAAGAGUCCGUCCAACAAGGAUGCAGCCCUGAUGGAAGCAGCCCGCGCCAACAAUGUGCAGGAAGUCACCAGGCUGUUGGCGGAAGGUGCAGAUGUCAAUGCAAGGCACAAACUUGGCUGGACGGCACUGAUGGUGGCAGCUAUCAGCCGAAAUGACAGAGUGGUGCAGGUCCUGCUUGCUGCUGGAGCUGACCCAAACCUUGGGGAUGACUUCAGCAGUGUCUACAAGACCGCCAAGGAACAGGGAAUCCAUUCUUUGGAAGUCCUGGUCACCCGAGAGGAUGACUUCAACAACAGGCUGAACAACCGUGCCAGCUUCAAGGGCUGCACAGCCCUGCACUACGCUGUCCUGGCCGAUGACUACCGCACCGUGAAGGAGCUACUUGACGGAGGAGCCAAUCCCCUGCAGAGGAAUGAAAUGGGACACACCCCCUUGGAUUAUGCCCGAGAAGGGGAGGUGAUGAAGCUUCUGAGGACCUCCGAGUCCAAGUACCAGGAGAAGCAGCGGAAGCGUGAGGCUGAAGAGAGGCGCCGCUUCCCCCUGGAGCAGCGCCUGAAGGAGCACAUCAUUGGCCAAGAGAGUGCCAUUGCCACUGUGGGUGCUGCGAUCCGGAGGAAGGAGAAUGGCUGGUACGAUGAAGAGCACCCUCUGGUCUUCCUCUUCUUGGGAUCCUCGGGAAUAGGAAAAACUGAGCUGGCCAAGCAGACAGCCAAAUAUAUGCACAAAGACGCCAAGAAGGGCUUUAUCCGGCUGGACAUGUCUGAGUUCCAGGAGCGACACGAGGUAGCCAAAUUUAUCGGAUCCCCACCAGGCUACAUCGGCCACGAGGAGGGUGGCCAACUGACCAAGAAGUUGAAGCAGUGCCCCAAUGCGGUGGUGCUCUUUGACGAGGUGGACAAGGCCCAUCCAGAUGUGCUCACCAUCAUGCUACAGCUGUUCGAUGAGGGCCGGCUGACAGAUGGCAAGGGGAAGACCAUCGACUGCAAGGAUGCGAUCUUCAUCAUGACCUCCAAUGUGGCCAGUGAGGAGAUCGCCCAGCACGCACUGCAGCUGAGGCAGGAAGCCUUGGAGAUGAGCCGAAACCGCAUUGCUGAGAACCUUGGGGAUGUCCAGAUGAGCGACAAGAUCACCAUCUCAAAGAACUUUAAGGAGAAUGUGAUCCGCCCCAUCCUGAAAGCUCACUUCCGGAGGGAUGAGUUUCUGGGACGAAUCAAUGAGAUCGUCUACUUCCUCCCCUUCUGCCACUCAGAACUCAUCCAGCUAGUCAACAAGGAACUGAACUUCUGGGCCAAGAGAGCCAAGCAAAGGCACAACAUCACCCUGCUAUGGGACCGUGAGGUGGCAGACGUGUUGGUUGAUGGCUACAACGUUCACUAUGGUGCCCGCUCCAUCAAGCAUGAGGUAGAGCGCCGUGUGGUCAACCAGCUGGCGGCAGCCUAUGAGCAGGACCUGCUUCCCGGGGGCUGCACCCUAAGAAUCAUCGUGGAGGACUCGGACAAACAGCUCCUCAAGAGCCCCGAACUGCCCUCACCCCAGGCUGAGAAACGUCCACCCACGCUGCGCCUGGAGAUUAUCGAUAAGGACAGCAAGACCCGUAAACUGGACAUCCGGGCACCACUCCACCCUGAGAAGGUGUGCUACACCAUCUAGCAUCCGCCUGCCCGUAUGUGCCCUGAACACCCAAUAAAGGCCCCUUGCUGUGGCAUGGCAACUGA
Jaculus jaculus (lesser Egyptian jerboa) is the source of this 2139-nucleotide messenger RNA. It is a transcript of the gene Clpb, whose product is annotated as caseinolytic mitochondrial matrix peptidase chaperone subunit B. The record is from RefSeq and is a predicted model, not a curated record. The coding region runs from base 32 to 2074 and encodes 680 amino acids. Gene Ontology annotation, cellular component: mitochondrion; cytoplasm. NCBI's taxonomy places the organism in Eukaryota, Metazoa, Chordata, Mammalia, Rodentia, Dipodidae. Gene Ontology annotation, biological process: cellular response to heat. Gene Ontology annotation, molecular function: protein binding; ATP binding; ATP hydrolysis activity. The transcript has 16 exons.